CACGGCAACGGCGUUACGUAGCAAGUAGUGGAGCGAGUUCGCUUUUACUAACUUGGUGACUUGGUCACUCAGUGAGUGUGUCUUCAACGGAGGCCAAAGGAGUCCUUAUAAUCGACGCUUGCAUAAUUACCUAUCAAGAAGAACCAUCUUUAUCCGCCCUCGGCGCGUGUGUCUUCGUCACGACGUCUCACGUUUAGCUUUUACUCCGUUGUGUCUUCGUCGUGUAUAUACCUACUUACGCGAAUCGCGAACGAUGAUAAUCGUACUGAUCGAUACCAAAGCUUUUUACGUUUUCAAAGAAGAAAGAAAACGACGAUCGAGCAGGUGGAAUUAUCGAUUAUCGUGAUUCACUCUUGCUUCCACUUUCUUCGGAUACAACGACGUCUAUAACUCGCGAUGAUCGACUAUUGAACAUCGUUGGAAUGUCGAGUGAUCCGUUGCGAAGUGUUCGGAAAUCGUACCGUAACCGACGUGCCGAAGUUAUACGUUAAUAAGAUCGAGUCGAAAGUAAGAGUAAUAAUCAACGAUCGAUACCGUUCGAUCUCCCCAAUACAAAUUUGUGUGCUGUGUAACGGACUCAAUGGAAAAGACGUGAACGACAACACCGUGGAUAUGAAUGAAUCGCGCGUGAUUAAACAACGAGCUAGGCUCGUCGAUCGCGCGAACAUCGGAUGUUUACUCUGAUCGCGAGCCGUCCUUCCGUUUCCCUCGCGAUCGGCAAUGUUAAAUCGUGCACUAAUAUCGAUAGUAGUAAUAAUAGUAAUAGUAAUGAUACUACAAAUUAAAUCGGUUGUAUGAAAGCUUGAUAGAAGAAGAAGAAGAAGAAGAAGAAGAAGAAGGGAUCGAGGAGUCGUCGUCUCAACAACGAUCGAUUCGCUCGAAACGAAAGGAAGAAAAUUCGAAAAGUUCGAUCAAAGGGCCCGAGUGUGCGCGUGUGUAUGUGUGUAAGCGUAUGCGAGUGUUUUCAUGAAAACCUUCGAGGUUCCUAAGAAUGUCUGAUAGUUCGGAUCAGCUGUCACCGCCGAACAGCGACUGUAAUAGUCAAAUGGGUGGCGUGCAUCGGAACACUGCUGGCGGACAAUACAGCAAUUCUUCGAUGUCAGCCCUUACACUGAGCCAUCACGCACAACCACAGAAUCUAACGCCCACGUCGGACGGUAGUCCUCAGUAUCCCCAAGAAUUGUCCACCUGCAGCUCGACGAACGUAUCCACGAAUAUUGGAAAUAUCGGUGGACUCUCGCUCGGUACAACCAUCAGCAAUUUUACACCCGAACAAAUAUCCUGCAUGUGCGAAGCGCUGUCGCAGAGCCAAGACAUCGAGAAACUUACCAGGUUUCUCUGGUCGUUACCACCCGGUGAGUUGCUGCGUGGCGGCGAGAGCGUUUUAAUGGCUCGAGCGGCGGUAGCAUUUCAUCGUGGUGCCUAUCACGAGCUCUACUCGAUCCUCGAGAGUCAUCCGUUUUCGCCGCGACGGCACCCAGAGCUUCAACAAAUGUGGUACAAAUCGCAUUACCGCGAAGCCGAGAAGAUUCGUGGUCGUCCUUUGGGUGCCGUCGAUAAGUAUCGACUUCGAAAGAAGUAUCCUUUGCCAAAGACGAUCUGGGACGGCGAAGAGACCGUCUAUUGCUUCAAGGAACGAUCGAGGAACGCUUUGAAGGAGUGCUACAUGAGAAACAGGUACCCGACGCCCGACGACAAGAAAAACUUAGCCAAGAAAACGGGCCUCACGUUGACCCAGGUCUCUAAUUGGUUUAAAAAUCGAAGACAAAGGGAUCGUACGCCGCAAACCAGAUCGGACAUGCUGCCACUAAACUGUCAAAGCACAACGAACAGUACGAUAAGUAAUUCGGUGAGCAACGGAGGAAGUAUGCAAUCAUUGCAGAGUAUCGACUCGGACAGUCCGAAUCUAGCGAUGUCACCUUUAUCAACGAUGGGUAUGUCGCCAGCCGCGAUGAAUCCAUGUAGUCCAAUGGGUAUGAGUCCUAUGGGGCCUCAUCAUCACGGAUACGCGACUCCCGUAACGCCGUCUUCCGUACACACGGCUCAUCCACAUAAUGGUGGUCUAAGUCCGAUGAACGACGUCAAAGCGUUAUGCUAUGGUCGUAGCGUUUACGACAGUGGUAAAGACGUCGAACAGAGUUCGGUUUAUUAUCCCAGUCACACCAGUAUGCAUCAUCAAUAUUAUCAACAAACCCAUCAUCAAAUGAUGUCCGGCUCUCAUCAUCAUCAUCAUCAUCAACAGGGCAUGCCAACGGGCUACGAAAUCAUGUUACCUCCGCCACAACAUUCCAUGUGACCAACGGAUUACGAUGGCGAACGAAACGAGCAAGGUCAUCACGGACCGAACGACGACUCCUUGGCUCGCAUUCACGCCUUCGCCUGAUUUUUCGUGUCCCAAAGUUUUUCCAUUGGUGUAUUAUCGUCAUCGUGUAACAUCGAUGCUAACGAAAGGACAAAUUUUCUUCGAUCUCGUCGAUUCUCGUCACGUGGGAAAAAGAAUCAUUGAUAUCGACGACAGACAAUACAUUUGAGAUAUUUUUUUAACCUGCUCGACGGAUAGCGAACUACGGAUCAACUAUCGUUCUUGAUACUGACGAUUAAAAAAAAAGAAAAAAAAAAGAGAAAAGGAAAAAUCAAAAAAAAAAAGAGACAAAGAGAAAUGAAAGAUCGAUUCGAUUCGUCACUUAAAAACUGUGAUUAACAAAUCGGUUACGGUACCAACCAAUUUCUUCGAAUUGAAGGGCCUAAAGGUAUCUUAUAAUAAAUGAAAUAGCGACGAAUGCAUUGAAAAUGUAUUUAAAUUGCGCGAAAGAACAUCGGCCAUCUUUGCAGGAAGCGUGAGAUAAAUGAUUUAGCCAAUGGGAGACCGAGGCAAUAUAUCCAUUAAAUAUCAGGGAGGAGCUCGAAAAACUGGUUUUACUCGUGCGCGAACGCGCACACGCACACGCGUACAUACCCACACACACACACACACACAACCUACCACCAACACGUAAUUCUUUUAUUUACUUUCGAGAUAUCAUGGCGUAUUAGAAAAAUCCUGCUGUGUAAGUAAAUUCUGACGAACGAUGAUGGUUCGAUAGCCGUAAGUAAUACUUCGAUGAAUUUUUAAAAUGUUUCUCGUCACACUUUUUUUCUUAAAUAGAGUAUUCUAUGUCACAUCGAGUUAGUACAUACAUACUUAAUAAACUUUAUCACCGAGGUGAUAGAAAAAUUAAAAUCGAUUACGAUUAUAACGGACAACAAGAAAAAAAUAAAUAAAUAAAUAAAGAUAAAUAAAUAAAUAAAUUAGUCGAAUUUUAUGAAAUUCGUGUAGCAAUGUCCAUAACGCGAAGCGUACGUAAAAAAAAAAAAUAAUAAAAAAUAAAAAAAAUAAAAAAAGAUACUUCGUUUAGACUUCAGAAAGAAAUCAACACAACGAUCCAUAGCAGUUUAUUGUCAGAAUAAAAAGGUUUAACGUUUUACGAUAUAUUUUGGAUAUGGUCCGCACGAUAUCUUUUAUCUUUUAAAAAUAUAAAUUUAUCUAUCGUGUAUCUCUGUAGUAUUUUGCUUUAAACGAAUUAUUAGAACUGCGAACGAAAUGCACUGUGUGUAUGUAUACGUAUGUGUAUAUGUAUGUAUACAUAUAUAUGUGUGUGUAUAUAUAUAUAUGUUGCAUGAAUCGACUAAAAAGAAAUUUAUUUAUAUUGAACUUACAUAUACGAUUCCGACGUAACACGCUGCAACAGUGUGUGGAAAUAAAUACGAUGAUCAUCGAAAUUACUGCUACGGACGAACCUCUUAUUUUCCAAUACCUAUGUAUAUAAAAAAGCAUAUAUAAUAUUCUAAUGAUAAUGUAUGUAAUGUAUAUAAUGAGAGAAAGUAUCUGUGUAUUCCCCAAAAUUAGUGAUUUUUAAUAAAUAAAAUGUAAUUCGUACUGAGAGAUCUUCUCAGAAUUAAAUCAAAGACAAAA
This is a messenger RNA of Vespula vulgaris, 3952 nucleotides long. It is a transcript of the gene Six4, whose product is annotated as homeobox protein SIX2. Gene Ontology annotation, biological process: regulation of transcription by RNA polymerase II. NCBI's taxonomy places the organism in Eukaryota, Metazoa, Arthropoda, Insecta, Hymenoptera, Vespidae. Gene Ontology annotation, molecular function: RNA polymerase II cis-regulatory region sequence-specific DNA binding; DNA-binding transcription factor activity, RNA polymerase II-specific. Bases 992 to 2296 code for a protein of 434 amino acids. The transcript has 4 exons. The record is from RefSeq and is a predicted model, not a curated record. Gene Ontology annotation, cellular component: transcription regulator complex; nucleus.